Molecule: messenger RNA, 4926 nt
Organism: Phalacrocorax carbo (great cormorant)
Lineage: Eukaryota; Metazoa; Chordata; Aves; Suliformes; Phalacrocoracidae
Source: RefSeq, a predicted model, not a curated record
UUCUGACUGCACCGAAAAUGUCAUGAAAAAAAAAAAAGGGCAACUGACAGAAGAGAGAACUUGUCCUCAGAUUCCUGCUUUUUGCAGCAGCUUAAACUAAGUCUCUGCAAGUGCUGCGGGAGCUGGCAGGAGGCGGACAUGAAGUUCAGAGGCGCGGGAGCGGGGACCAACGGCAUCCGGCUGACCAUGGAGAGCGCUCUGACAGCCCGCGACCGCGUCGGGGUGCAGGACUUCGUCCUGCUUGAGAACUUCACCAGCGAAGCAGCGUUUAUUGAAAAUCUGCGUAAGCGCUUCAAGGAGAACCUGGUCUAUACGUACAUUGGCUCGGUUCUGGUAUCUGUUAAUCCAUACAAGGAACUGGAGAUCUACAGCAAACAGAACAUGGAGCGAUACCGCGGUGUCAGCUUCUACGAAGUUUCUCCUCACCUCUACGCUAUUGCGGACAAUUCGUAUCGCUCCCUGCGCACGGAGAGGAGGGAUCAGUGCAUUCUGAUCUCCGGGGAGAGCGGCGCUGGCAAGACGGAGGCCACCAAGAAGAUCCUGCAGUACUACGCCGUGACCUGUCCCGCCAGUCAGCAGGUCGAAACCGUGAAGGACCGCCUGCUACAAUCCAACCCCGUCCUGGAGGCCUUUGGAAAUGCAAAAACCCUUCGGAAUGACAACUCCAGCCGAUUUGGGAAAUACAUGGAUGUGCAGUUUGAUUACAGGGGGGCUCCUGUUGGGGGCCACAUCUUGAACUACCUCCUGGAGAAAUCCCGAGUUGUGCACCAGAAUCACGGAGAGAGGAACUUCCACAUUUUCUACCAGCUCCUAGAAGGAGGGGAAGAGGACUUACUGCGGAGGCUGGGCCUCGAAAAGAACCCACAACAGUAUCACUAUUUAGUAAAGGGUCACUGUGCAAGGGUCAGCUCCAUAAAUGAUAAAAACGAUUGGAAGAUUGUGCGAAGAGCCCUGUCCAUUAUAAGCUUCAAUGACAACGAGGUGGAGGAUUUACUGAGCAUUGUGGCUAGCGUUCUGCACCUGGGGAACGUGCAGUUUGCGGCUGAUGAGCAGGGAAGUGCUCAGGUCACUACAGAGAAUCAGAUCAAAUACCUGGCUAGGCUUCUAGCAGUUGAGGGCUCUGUUCUUCGAGAUGCCUUGAUCCACAAGAAGAUCAUCGCAAAAGGGGAAGAGCUUAUCAGUCCUCUGAACCUGGAGCAGGCGGCCUACGCAAGGGACGCGCUGGCCAAGGCAAUAUACGGGCGCACUUUCUCCUGGCUGGUGAACAAGGUUAACAAGUCUCUCGCUUACAAGGAAGGAGAGUUUCCAGGCUGGAGAAGUACAACAGUUCUAGGAUUGCUUGAUAUCUAUGGAUUUGAGGUUUUCCAGCACAACAGCUUUGAGCAAUUUUGUAUUAAUUAUUGUAACGAAAAACUGCAGCAGCUCUUCAUCGAGCUCACGUUGAAGUCGGAGCAGGAGGAAUACGAGUCAGAAGGCAUAGCGUGGGAACCAGUUCAGUAUUUCAAUAACAAAAUAAUCUGUGAUUUGGUGGAAGAGAAAUUCAAAGGCAUCAUUUCUAUUCUGGAUGAAGAGUGUCUGAGACCUGGGGAUGCCACAGAUACAACGUUCUUGGAGAAACUGGAGGAAACUGUGAAGAACCACCCUCAUUUUCUCACGCACAAGCUCGCUGACCAAAAGACUCGCAAGUCGCUGGGGCGGGAGGAGUUUCGGCUUUUGCACUAUGCUGGAGAGGUCACCUACAGUGUUGCAGGUUUUCUAGAUAAAAACAAUGACCUCCUCUUUCGGAACCUGAAGGAGACCAUGUGCAACUCUGAGAACCCUAUCAUAAAUCAGUGUUUUGACAGGACGGAGCUGACAGACAAAAAGAGACCUGAAACGGCAGCAACUCAGUUUAAAAACAGCCUCUCCAAACUCAUGGAAAUUCUGAUGUCCAAAGAACCCUCCUACAUUCGUUGCAUUAAACCUAACGACGCCAAACAGGCUGAUCGAUUUGAUGAAGUUCUAAUCCGACAUCAAGUGAAAUACCUAGGGUUGAUGGAGAACCUCAGAGUGCGCAGAGCUGGGUUUGCGUAUCGAAGAAAAUACGAAGUUUUCCUGCAGAGGUACAAGUCACUUUGUCCAGACACGUGGCCGACAUGGGACGGGCGGCCCCACGACGGCGUGGCCGUGCUGGUGAAGCAUCUGGGCUACAAACAGGAAGAAUACAAAAUGGGACGAACAAAGAUUUUUAUCCGCUUUCCCAAGACCUUGUUUGCAACGGAAGAUGCUCUGGAAGUGAGGAAGCAGAGUCUGGCAACAAAAAUGCAGGCCACGUGGAGAGGCUUCUACCGUCGAAAGAAAUUCCUGCACAUGAAGCACUCAGCAAUAGUGAUCCAGUCCUGGUGGCGGGGAACCCUGGGGCGCCGGAAAGCUGCCAAGAAGAAGUGGGCAGUUGAGACUAUCAGAAGGUUCAUUAAAGGUUUUAUUUACCGGAACCACCCUCGCUGCCCAGAGAACGAGUAUUUCCUUGAUUACAUCCGCUUCUCCUUCCUGAUGAACCUCAAGCGUAAUUUACCAAAAAACGUUUUGGACAAAUCGUGGCCAACGCCGCCGCCGUCGCUCUGCGAGGCAUCCCAGCUCCUGCGGCAGCUCUGUAUGCAGAACAUGGUCUGGACCUACUGCAAGAGAAUCAGCCCAGAGUGGAAGCAGCAGUUGGAACAAAAAGUAGUUGCCAGUGAGAUUUUUAAGGGCAAAAAAGACAAUUACCCUCAGAGCGUUCCCAGACUCUUCAUCAACACGCGACUCGGUAACGAAGAGAUAAAUGCCAAAGUCCUUCAGGCUUUAGAGAGUGAAGCAAUUAAGUAUGCAGUUCCUGUGAUCAAGUACGACCGGAAAGGAUACAAAGCAAGAGCACGGCAGCUGCUUCUUACGCAGAACGCAGCCAUCAUAGUCGAAGAAUCCAAAAUCAAACAACGGAUCGACUACGCCAAUCUGACAGGCAUCUCCGUCAGCAGCCUGAGCGAUAACUUGUUUGUGCUGCACGUGCACUGUGAGGACAACAAACAGAAGGGAGAUGUCGUACUUCAGAGCGACCACGUGAUCGAGACGCUGACAAAAACAGCCAUGCAGGCAGGCAAGGUCAAUAACGUCAACAUCAACCAGGGCAGCAUAAAAUUCACAGUUGGGCAAGGCAAAGAAGGCAUAAUUGACUUUAUAUCGGGAUCAGAACUGCUUAUAGCCAAAGCCAAGAACGGCCAUCUAACAGUGGUCGCGCCUCGUUUGAAUUCUCGAUGAUAAAUCGCGCCACCACGACAGGACCUUUCCUCCAUCAGGCUGACCGCACCCCACAGAACGGGCCGGACCUUGCUUCCAGCCAAAUCCCCCCUUCCUCGCUUCGCUCAUUUUGUUUAUCGUUACCAAAGACCUGCACUUUCAGGAAAACCACAAAAAUACAUCUUGCUUUCUUGUCUUAAUACGAACGUCCCAAAAGAAAGGCCUUCUCUUCCUUACUUUAGUGGCAAACACAUGGGUCCAACGCAAUGUCUGUGCACCCGUGGCUCAUGGAACACAUGCAGCUGGGCUUUGAGGGAGAGGUAGCUCCAGCUCGGUUAGAGUUUAAGCCCUGAUGGAAACGACCAAUGUUUGUGCUUGUCGUCACCAAAAAAGCACAAUCAGAAAACAAGUAACUGCUGCUUCGUCAGCCAAAGCAAUGAAAUGCCAAACUUUAUAUUCAGAAAGAAUGUUUUAUGAAGAAUUUUGCUCCGAGACGUUUUGAUGCUUUGUGUUACAAUAUAUUAAAGCCAUAUUGUGUAAAUGAGUAAAACCCUGUAAAUAUAGCUCAGUAUGAGAUGCACUACAAGAAAUGGAGUUGAUGUGGAAACUUUUGUUUUAGAUUUGGAAUUUUUAUUGGUUUUAGUUUAUGAUUAUAAGGUAUUAACCUGAGAAACCCAUCCUGUAACUUCUUCACUGAUCUGGACCCAGAGACUCUUACCUUUUUGAAGUCACCUGUCCCAUUUCUUGCUCUGUGGUGAUAUUUUUAUACCGUAGGAACUUUUUCAUAUCCACACAUCCAACCUGUAAGUAACAGGAACUGCAGAGGCCACCCCUCCUGCGCCGCUCCAGGCUGGCAACGAGCCCUGUGGCCCCUGGCGCCAGGAUGCACGCGAGCCCCCUCCCACCACGUACCUGUCCGGCGUCAUCACUGCCCCUUCCCCCACACAGCUCCUUAGGCUCAGAGCAGCACCUUCAGAAAAAGUUGCUUUUCCUCUUGUGUUUAGCAAUAACUGGAAGUUUGAGUUCCCACGAUAAAACUCCACACUUGCCACAAAUGCCUCUCAGUACUGCCUUAAAGAGGAAGAGACGGCCAGUUCAGCACUGCUGGCGUUACUGACCAACUGCUGACGGCUCCCUGGCACGGCCGCAUCUUCCGAAGCGAGCUGUGCCGCUUCGGGUCUAACCCGGCGCUAGACCGACACACCUUUUGAACGCUACCUGGUCUCAGACUGCCUCGCAGAGGUUAAUCCUAAGCACCUUCAUUUAACAGAGAACCCAAAUGGCUACAGGGUGGACAGCUCUGCGUCGGACACCUGCUGACAGCAAAUCACAGCUCCGGCUUCCAUUUCCAAGGCCUAGACCUCAAACGGUGCAUUUUGCGCUCCUUCAUGUCCCGCCUCUAUCCUGAUGCGGCGGCAACAACAGUUCCAGUAAGCCCCAAAUAAAAUACAGCCAAACGUGUUGCCACUCACAGACGAUCAGCUCUGUCUCCCUCGUUUUGGUCCCUGCCAUUACGCCGUUCUCCAACACUGCCCCAGGCCUGGAAUGCUGUACACACUGUAGGACACACACACCACCCCACUGUCUGUGCUAGGUGUAUAUACGAUACAAUGCUGUAUACGCUACUAUAUAACCUCUUCAAGACUACACUCAAUAAAUUUUUACAGAAGGAAA